Messenger RNA from Neolamprologus brichardi, 2448 nucleotides. NCBI's taxonomy places the organism in Eukaryota, Metazoa, Chordata, Actinopteri, Cichliformes, Cichlidae. The record is from RefSeq and is a predicted model, not a curated record.
UUGUCGGUGUUCACGAUGGGACACACCAGCCUGGAGAAGAUCAUCUCCCUGCAGAGAAACCCAGCCAACAUCAGGAACCUGUGCAUCCUGGCUCACGUUGAUCACGGUAAAACGACUCUGGCGGACUGCUUAGUGGCGAGUAAUGGGAUCAUAUCGAGUCGACUGGCGGGGAAGCUGAGGUAUCUGGACAGCCGGGAGGAUGAACAGAUCCGUGGAAUCACCAUGAAAUCCAGCGCCAUCUCCCUGCACUACUCACACGGAGAUCAGGAGUACUUACUGAAUCUGAUCGACUCUCCGGGUCACGUCGACUUCUCCUCAGAAGUUUCCACCGCCGUCCGGCUGUGCGACGGAGCUGUUGUAGUUGUCGAUGCGGUGGAGGGAGUGUGUCCGCAGGACGACUCCCACCUCUACUUUUCUCCCGACCAGGGAAACGUGGUGUUUGCCAGCGCCAUCGACGGCUGGGGCUUCAGCAUCCGGCAGUUUGCUCAGAUCUACAGCGAGAGGAUGGGCAUCAAGAAGGAGGUGCUGCUGAAAACCCUGUGGGGAGAUUUCUACCUCAACAUGAAAGCCAAGAGGAUCAUGAAAGGAGCUCAGGCCAAAGGAAAGAAGCCGCUGUUCGUGCAGCUGGUGCUGGACAACAUUUGGAGCUUAUAUGAUGCAGUCGUCAUCAGGAGAGACAAGGAGAAGGUGGAGAAGGUGGUGACAUCACUCGGGGUGAAGGUGAUGGCCAGAGACUCGCGUCACUCCGACCCCAAAGUCCUCCUGUCUGCCAUCUGCAGCCAGUGGUUACCUGUUUCCCAGGCCGUCCUUUCCAUGGUGUGCGAGAAGCUCCCCAGCCCGUUAGAGAUGGCGGCCGAGAGGGUGGAGAAGCUGAUGAGCGUGGGAGCACGCCGCUUUGACUCGCUGCCCGAGCAGACGCAACACCUGAAAACAGCAUUCCUGCAGUGUUCGAGUGAGGAAAACGCUCCCGUCAUCGUCUUCGUGUCCAAGAUGUUUGCCGUGGACGCCAAGGCCCUUCCUCAGCACAGACAGAGGCCUCUGACUCAGGAGGAGAUCGCUGAGCGCAGGGAGACGGCGAGACGGCGACACGCUGACAAGAUGGCAGCAGAGAGCCACCGAGAGCCCUCCCACUCUGAGAGCGCGUCACCUGCAGGAGUCUGCACAGCGAACGUGGAGAACCUGACGCUGAAAGACUCGAAGCCGGAGGAGGAAGAGGAGGCGAAGGAGACCUUUGUGGCGUUCGCUCGCGUCUACAGCGGGGUGGUCAAGAAAGGACAGAGAGUAUUCGUGCUGGGACCGAAGUACGACCCCGCCCAGAGCCUGAGCACGCUGCCGGAGGGAUGCAGCGCUUCGGACGACGUGUCUGAGAUUCCUCACCUGUCCCGUUGCUCCAUGGAAAACCUCUACCUGCUGAUGGGCAGAGAGCUAGAAGAGCUGCAGGAAGUCCCCGCCGGAAAUGUCCUCGGUAUCGGGGGGCUCGAGGAGUUCGUCUUGAAGUCGGCCACGCUGUCAACCGCACCCGCCUGUCCACCCUUUACCCCGCUCAACUUUGAGGCCACGCCCAUUGUCCGGGUUGCCAUAGAGCCCAAACAUCCAAGCGAGAUGCCAAAGCUGGUGCGCGGGAUGCGUUUGUUGAACCAGGCCGACCCCUGUGCCGAGGUUCUGAUCCAGGAAACCGGAGAACACGUUCUGGUCACUGCUGGCGAGGUUCAUCUGCAGCGCUGCCUGGACGACCUGAGAGAGCGGUUUGCUAAAAUCGAGAUCAGCGCGUCUGAGCCCAUCAUCCCGUUCAGAGAGACGGUGGUCCGUCCUCCCAAAGUGGACAUGGUGAACGAGGAGCUGGGCAAGCAGCAGAAAGUCGCCAUCAUUCAUCAGGUCAAAGAAGAGGCCGCUCCGGGUCGAUCAUCCGACACCCUACACCUGGACUCCAGCGGCCUCGUUACCCUCACCACCCCCAACAGGCUGGCCACAGUUGGCGUCAGGGCGAUACCUCUGCCACAGGAGGCGACCCGUCUGCUGGAGAGCAGCUCGGAGGUGAUUCGGACUCUGGAGCAGGUAAACAUGUCGCUGAGGGAGGGGAAGAGUCUGGACGUCAGCGAGCCGCCGCGGCGGAGAAGCGCUCCGUCAGCCGAAUCAGCGCCGCCGCGGCGGAGCAAGGCCUCUGCUGAAUCACGGCUCGUUCUCUGUCGUGUUUACGGGGUACUCGGUAAGCGAGAAGGUCGAGUCCUCCAGGAAGAGAUGAAGGAAGGGACGGACAUGUUCAUCAUCAAGGCCGUGCUGCCCGUGGCGGAGAGCUUUGGCUUUGCAGACGAGAUCCGCAAGAGGACGAGCGGAUUGGCCAGUCCGCAGCUGGUGUUCAGUCACUGGGAGCGGCUCAAUGAGGACGCAUGCGGAGGCGUGUCCACGCGUGAUUGGAUCGUCCGAGCCACAGGUCGACGGCAGGUGUGA